Molecule: messenger RNA, 2211 nt
Organism: Cynoglossus semilaevis (tongue sole)
Lineage: Eukaryota; Metazoa; Chordata; Actinopteri; Pleuronectiformes; Cynoglossidae
Product: tigger transposable element-derived protein 1-like
Exons: 1
Coding region: 27-1709 (560 amino acids)
Cellular component (GO): nucleus
Molecular function (GO): DNA binding
Source: RefSeq, a predicted model, not a curated record
UUUUUAUCAUUAUUCCAUAAAUCACCAUGGGACCUAAAAAAGCUUGUGAAAGUGGAAAGGCGAAAAGAAAAAUAGUGAGAACAGCAAUAGAAGUGAAGAAAGAGAUUAUACGAAAGCAUGAGAACGGCGCUCGUGUUUCAGAUCUGGCUUUACAGUAUGGUUUAGCGAAGUCGUCGAUUUGUACCAUUCUUAAGAACAAGGAAGCAAUAAAAAAAGCUAGGCUUGCCAAAGGAGUGAACGUGAUCACCAAGCAAAGAUCUCAGACAUUAGAAGAAGUGGAAAAGUUGCUACUGAUUUGGAUCAACGAAAAGCAGUUGGCCGGCGACAGUAUUUCGGAGACGAUCAUUUGUAAGAAAGCGAAGCAUUUGCAUCAGGAUUUGCUCAACAAAACCCCAGGCACAAGUUCUGAUGAGUCUGAUGGGUUUAAGGCUAGUCGAGGCUGGUUUGAAAAGUUUAAAAGGCGAAGUGGCAUACGCAGUGUGGUUCAUCAUAGAGAUGCCGCAGGUGCUAACAAAAAAGAGGCGGAAGAGUUUGUGAAAGAGUUCUGUGCGUUUGUAAGUGCCAACGCUUUUAUCCCCCAGCAAGUGUUUAAUUGUGAUGAAACUGGGCUUUUUUGGAAGAAAAUGCCCAAAAGAACAUACAUAACCCAGGAGGAAAAGGCUUUGCCUGGACACAAGCCCAUGAAGGACAGGCUAACUCUCUUGCUUUGUGGCAAUGCCAGCGGUGAUUUUAAGGUGAAGCCAAUGCUCGUGUAUCAUUCAGAGAACCCCCGUGUGUUUAAGAAAAACAAUGUUAUGAAAAGCAGGCUGCCCGUCAUGUGGAGGGCUAACAGUAAGGCCUGGGUGACCAGACAGUUUUUCCUGGAAUGGAUCACUAAAGUUUUCGCUCCUUGUGUGAGGAAUUACCUCAAUGAAAAUAAUUUGCCAAUGAAGUGCCUGCUGUUGAUGGACAGUGCCCCAGCACAUCCCCCAGACAUGGCGGCCGAGUUACCGGAAGAGUUCCACUUCAUCACCGUGAAGUUUCUGCCUCCUAAUACGACUCCACUGAUUCAGCCGAUGGACCAACAGAUCAUUUCAAACUUUAAGAAGUUAUAUACCAGAGCACUUUUUCAAAGGUGCUUCGAGGUUACUUCUGACACACAGUUAACUCUUCGUGAUUUUUGGAGGAACCACUUCAAUAUUCUGCAUUGCUUAUGUCUUAUUGACAACGCCUGGCAGCAACUGACCUGCAGGACCUUGAACUCAGCCUGGACAAACCUUUGGCCUGACUGUGUUGUAGAGAGAGAUUUUGAGGGAUUUGAGACACAAACUAAUGAAGUUGUCAAUGACAUUGUGUCUCUGGGCAAAAUCAUGGGCCUGGAAGUCAGUGAUGAUGACAUCGAAGAGCUAGUGGAGGAGCACAGCACUGAGUUGUCUACUGAAGAACUCAAACUCCUUCAGAAGGAGCAGCAGAAGAGGGUGCUUCAGGAGAUGUCUUCGGAGGAAGAGGAGGGAAGGGAGGAUGUGCCUUGUGCUUUUAUUAAAGAAAUGUGUGCGAAAUGGGGUGAAGUGAAAAAUUUUGUUGAAAUGUAUCACCCUGAUAAGGCAGUAGCAAGCCGUGUCAGUAACCUUUUCAAUGACAUUGCUAUGUCUCACUUCCGUGACAUUGUGAAACAGAGGCAAAAGCAAGGUUCAAUACAAAGGGUUUUAGUAAAAGAAGAGGACUAUUGAGUUCCAGGCAGAAUCUGCUCACAACAAACAGAAAAUCCAGGAGAUGAGAAAAUACUCCUGAAUUUCUUAAUUAUAACAUCUCCUUGUGCCAUCACUACUCCUCAGCUAUCUCAUUUAUAGCUUUGUUCAGUUGUAUUUAUCUUUUUUGUUAGAUCUAAUUAUUUUUAUAGGUGUCGUUUAUGAACCCGUACACAAAAUACUGUUGAAAAAGGUUGAAUCAGCAGUCAUCCGGGGCCCAAGAACGGACUAAUCCAUUUUACAUUGAUUCCAGUGGGGAAAAUUGUUUCAGUUUUCGAAACUUUCGGUUCAUGAACGGCCUUCAGGAACAAAUUAAGUUUGAAAACGGAGGUUCCACUGUUAUGUUCAUAUAUAUAUAUGUAUAUAUAUAGUCUUUUUGGUUUCACACUAUAUCAUUCCAUGUUGCUGCAUUCCAUUUCGGAUGGUGGCAUUUGUUUGUUGGAGUAAAAAUAGAACGAACUGUUGGAAAAUAACUUCAUUUAGA